Cinclus cinclus is the source of this 3087-nucleotide messenger RNA. It is a transcript of the gene TTC38, whose product is annotated as tetratricopeptide repeat domain 38. The transcript is spliced from 14 exons. The record is from RefSeq and is a predicted model, not a curated record. Bases 1 to 1401 code for a protein of 466 amino acids. Lineage: Eukaryota; Metazoa; Chordata; Aves; Passeriformes; Cinclidae. Gene Ontology annotation, molecular function: protein binding.
AUGGCUGCGCUGAGGGACUGCAAGGCCUGGAAGGAUGCUGGACUUGUCUUGUCCACGACCAGCAAUGAAGCCUGUAAGCUCUUUGAUGCUGUGCUGACACAGUAUGCAACUUGGACCAAUAAUGAGAGCCUUGGAGGUAUUGACGGAUGUCUCUCCAAGCUAAAGGCAGCAGAUCCAAACUUUACGAUGGGACAUGUCAUUGCCAAUGGCUUGGAGCUGAUUGGCACUGGAAGGACCGUGAGACUCGACAAGGAGCUGGACAGCGCUGUGAGGGCCAUGGUGGCACUCUCCAAGUCACAGCCACUGACAGAGCGGGAGAGACUUCAUGUGUCAGCACUGGAUGUGUUUGCCAGGGGUCAACUUCCAAAAGCUUGUGAUCUAUGGGAGCAGAUUCUGCAGAACCACCCAACUGACCUGCUAGCCCUCAAAUUUUCCCAUGACACUUACUUCUACCUGGGAUAUCAACGUCAGAUGCGAGAUUCUGUUGCCCGUGUUUAUCCUUUCUGGACACGUGAUGUUCCUCUGAGCAGCUAUGUGAAGGGCUACUACUCUUUUGGACUUGUGGAAACAAACCUUUUUGACCAUGCUGAGAAGGUUGCCCAUGAGGCUUUGGCUAUAAAUCAGACCGAUGCCUGGUCUGUCCAUACUAUAGCUCAUGUAAAUGAAAUGAAAGCAGAGGUGGAGAAAGGCUUAAAAUUCAUGAAGGAAACGGAAAAGAACUGGAAGAGCAGUGAUAUGCUUGCUUGCCAUAAUUACUGGCACUGGGCUUUAUACUACAUUGAAAAGGGGGAAUAUGAAGCUGCUUUGACAAUUUAUGACAAGCAUAUUGCUCCCCCAUGCCUAACAAGUGGAAGCAUCCUGGAUAUAGUUGAUAACACUUCAAUGCUCUACAGGCUUCAUCUGGAAGGUGUAAAGCUUGGGGACAGGUGGAAUGAUCUCCUUGGGGUUACAAAGAAGCACACCAAGGAUCACAUUCUUCUAUUCAAUGAUGUUCACUUCUUGAUGUCUUUCCUUGGAGCCAAAGACCACAAAACUACUGAAGAGCUUUUAACAACUCUGCAGGAACUUGCCAAAGCACCUCAUGAAGACCACCAGCUUUCUCUGGCUCCUAGUUUGGGGCUGCCACUGUGCCAGGCUUUUGUAGAGUUUGAAAAUGGGAAUUGUGACAAAGCUGUAGACCUGCUGUACCCAAUCCGUUAUGAACUAGUCCAAGUGGGAGGCAGUGAUGCUCAGAGAGAUGUUUUCAGCCUGUUAUUGAUUCAUGCUGCUUUAAAUUCUAAAUCAAAGGCCAAACAAAACCUUGCAAGGUGUCUCCUGCAUGAACGUGAUGUGAUGAGACCAAAGUCACCAAUGACUGAGCGGCUGAUCAGGAAGGCAGCAGCCGUGCAUUCCAUGGCAUAGGGCUUUCCUCCAGCUUCAGCUGAAAGAGCCAGGAGCUUUCCACAAAGUCUGGGUGCAGGGAGUGCAGGAGUGCUGUGAAGGAAUUUGGGGAGGUACUCAAGGUAAAAAGAUCUGACAAUAAUUUCCUUAAAAAAAAGACAGAGCUGUUGCAUUUCUGAAGGUUGUGUCUUAGAUGAUUGCACAAGGAAAGAAGAAAACUUGCUGAUAAUGCACAGCUUUCUGGAGCAUCCCAAAGGCACUGCUGCUCUGAUAUGUUUUCCUGAAUGUUCCCUCUGAUCCUGAUUAUACACAGUGUAGUAACAAUGCCUGGAUUUCAGUCUUUCUUUGGUCCAGUUUGUUACUUGGCCUACAUGUGAAGUAAACUGCACAGGUAAUUCAAAGAGAGCUUUUAAAUAAAGCUAAUAGGAAGGUGUGGGGCCAGAGCCAAUACAGGCAUGAACUGAAUUCCAUGUCAAGCUUCAAGCCCAUUCAGGCAGGAGCCACUGAUCUGUCUGCAUUCAGGUUCUCUUUCCAGGUAUACAUUUUUUAACUCCCUCUGCUAAAAUUUCUCCUUGCAAUAUAGCAUAGCAGAGCUUUUUGGAAUUACUGGGUGACUGAAACCAGACAAGAAUAAUGUCUAUUUUGACACAGGUGCUCUCUCAGCACUUUUAAAUCUUUAAGGUAUGGACUGGGUCUUCAUGCUUCCCUGAGCUUUUGGAUAGUCAGGCCUUAGUACCAUCUCACUCCAGAGAGUCCCUGCAUGUUGGGGUUUAAACCAGGGUUAAAACACAGAGAGGUGAAGACCAGGAGGGAGUACUGCCAUGGAAAGAGGGCUCAGGAGGAUGGACACAGUUCUGUCCAAGCACACGUGAUGGGACAAACUUCAGUGCUGCAAGUCGGGCACGAUGUGAGCCACAGGCCUCGAGGGAGCUCUGGUGUCUCUGUAUUCCUGCAGCAUCCCAGAGCUAAUACACUGUCUUGCAAUAGCAUUCCAGAAAUCCCCAAUGACAGGGAAGAUCAUAUUUCACACUGAAACUGAACUCAUGCCUCCUCUUCCAGAAUAGAAAUCCAAUACUCUGCAACUGCCCAAGCUCUGGCUUUGCUUCCACUCUCCUGGCCUCACUUUCCUGCCCCGCCUUCCUGUCCCCCUCAGGCUCUUCCCCGUGUCCCACAGCAGCCUUGUCCUACAGUUUCCUUUUGACCUAAGAAAGCACUUCUAAUAGCUGGCCCUACACUGCCCCAGAGUUCCUGCACUGUGGAACAAGAGGUAGAAGUGUUUUGCUGAUAUUUUGCUUUACCCAAUCCACCCCUGAGGCAGAAACAGCUUAAAGCAAUGAUAAUGAAACCAUUUAAGGCAUGGCAUUCCUUGCCUUCAGGUCUUCUUGAUUUAUGAGCAUGCUCUUCAUCAGCUUCAUCACUGCUUGUCUGCUCAGCCAUGGUGGGGGGUGACUCACUUGGGACAAGUUACACUGGAUUUUUACUAUUAUUUUUAGUAAGUGCACUUCAAGCAAUGACUUCAGACAGUUAACUUUUUACUCGAGGAAUGUAACCAAUUGUAUAAGGGAACAAAAGCCUGAGAAAGCUCAGACUGGCUAUGCGGGGUAUAAUCAAUGUAAUCAAUGACAGCUCUACUUUCAGUAGAACGUGACUGAGAAUUUUGUCUGCUUUGCCUUAAUAAAUUCAAAGAUGAUUUUUGUUGAGCAAGUA